AUGGAUCAUUCACCCGGCUCAGUGCCGUCAAGCGACUCUUCCAACAAGUCAACACAUUCCGGUUAUCCUCCAGGGACACCAAAGCCACCUUUUGAACCUCCUCGGCGCCGGUCUUCUUUAUUUUUUGCCAAAGUCCUACACCAUUCUUUCUCUUCGAAAACACCCGCAGGAAAUGGGAAAGACAGUAGCGAACGUCAGAAGCCCCAACAAGACGCAAACUUGUCCAACACGGGCCGCAAACGAACCAAUCCGAGCCUGGCAAGGUCGGUCUUCAUGCCUGGUCACGUUGCACACAUGCAAAAGAAGUUUCAAAACGCAAAAGAUUUAUUCCGUCAAGAUGUUCAGUUCGCUGCCUCUCCUGUCGGCUCCAUUGAUUCCAGAUUGCCCCAGAGCCCUGGAACAGAGCAAUCCAAAGCUGCCGAUCCGAACCCUUCAGGAGACCCUGAGAAAGAAGCUUCAAAAACACCAUCCAAGGACUGGAGGUACUCUAGAGCACCCAAAGACAUUGCUGAAUUUGCAUUGGACGUACGGGAGCCUUUUCCUGAGGGAUCUCCGCGACUCCCAGACCUAUUCUCAGUCGAGAUGGACCAUGGCAAAGUCUUCGCCGUUGAGCCACCCAGCAGCGGAUUUACUUCACCUGUUGAUGAAGGAGGCUCCGCACCACAUCUGAAGGAUAUACCAAAUCUGUCCUCAGAUCCGGCAAAGACAGGCUUGAGAGGCUCAACCGAAAAAUAUGACGGCCCGUCUCCUUCAGGACGUCUGUCCACCACUGACUUGGAGCGACCAUUGUCAAAGCUUUGUGUGAGCGCUGAGUACGACAUGGAGAUUGAUUCUGCACAAGAGUCACCCAUCGUCAUUCAUCUCCUACGGAAGUCGGUAGAAUCAGAGGGACAGCACAAGGAAUCGUCAUCCAGUGCUGGGGAGGAGUUGGUCCUGGCCCCCACAGUGAGAGCAGCAGCUGACUCCGCGAAGCUGAAGCGUGGGAAGUUCAGCGACCUCUUCCCAAAGCCUCCAAGGCACAAUGGAAGUGAUGGCAGUGCAUCUGCUACCAGAGAAUUGCAGUAUGCCGACGUCGAACCAUGUCCGGAUCCUCUUCUACAUGCACGUGGACCUACAGUGUUAUGUCCUGAUCCGGCCGCUCAUUUCAGGUCUGCGACGCCGAAUGUACCAGGACCUCACGGCGUCUCUCCGGGUUCAAAUAUACAGGGCACCCAAGGACGACAGCAUGGGCAUCUUCCAGGUUUGGGUUACCCGCCACCUUUCAAUCGCGCUACAGCGACAGGCAGCCCAAUGCCAUUGCUGAGAGCAAUGUCGCCAGCAACAUCCACUGGACAAAAUGGUCACAAUGCAUGGUAUCCUCCUCCUGACUCCUACCAGUCGCGAUCUUAUUACCCUCACCACGAGCGCCUGAAUCGAGCAUAUGUUGCUCCAGCCUCGGAGCAUUUCCAGCCCGGUUGGUAUUAUGCCAGGGACAGCCCUGGCCCGUCAUCAAAACCCGGCCCACCAAUGUACUCUUUCUCAACGGCAGCUGCCAAAAUCGUUGGACGAGACCCGGCUCCUGAUUCCAGAAUUCGAGACUCGUAUAGAACAGACACCCUCACGCCACUGGCAAAGGCACCACCCAGUAGGUUCAGAAAGCACGGGAUCAUUGAUCUUGCCAAUGCUCGUGGAGUCGGUAAGUACUAUGGCGGUCCUUCAUAUCUGUCGAGGCCCCCUCAGCGCCCCGUGCACCCCCUGCGGCCUGCGAGGUCACAUUUGCCCGACGAUAUGCGGUUCAGAAGUAGUCCGCCAAGAUUACCGGUGGAGUCUGGACAACGUUUACAACUUAAAAAGAGGUCAAGAGAGACAGAGACACCCACGACUGAAAUUCUCGAAGACGAAGAAAUGGCAACCGAGUCAUUUGAUCCUAAAUUGAAACUGGAAGAAGGAGAAGAAGUCAUUGAAGUUGACGAAGAAACCCAGGCAGCUGUCCGAAUGAGCCUGUUCGGUGCUCCGGCUCCAAGAGCCAGCCGUGACGCCGGAAGGGGCAUCAAGGACUUGAGUCCCAACGUCAAGGUCUGGCGAAAAGGGGUGGAGCCUUCAGUGAGCAGGAAGAAGCGUCGACCCAGUUACUGGGAUGGAGAUUUAGAGGAAGUGAUGCGGAGUCCUGCAGCGAGACAUGUGGUCUCAUCGCCGAUCAAAAGGGACCAUGUGAGAUCCGAACGAGCUGAGGUCGAGUUCCAGGACGAUGAUGCCGACAAGGAGAACCAGAUGCUGCUGACCGAAGAAGAGCUUGAAGAUGUCUCCAGAGUGGUCGAGGGACCAACUAUUUUACAAGAGGACGUCUCCAUGGAACAUUAG
Molecule: messenger RNA, 2340 nt
Organism: Fonsecaea erecta
Lineage: Eukaryota; Fungi; Ascomycota; Eurotiomycetes; Chaetothyriales; Herpotrichiellaceae
Exons: 2
Coding region: 1-2340 (779 amino acids)
Source: RefSeq, a predicted model, not a curated record